This is a messenger RNA of Mobula hypostoma (lesser devil ray), 2577 nucleotides long. RefSeq names its product leucine zipper-EF-hand containing transmembrane protein 2 (gene letm2). The record is from RefSeq and is a predicted model, not a curated record. Lineage: Eukaryota; Metazoa; Chordata; Chondrichthyes; Myliobatiformes; Myliobatidae. Gene Ontology annotation, molecular function: ribosome binding. The transcript is spliced from 10 exons. Gene Ontology annotation, biological process: intracellular monoatomic cation homeostasis. Gene Ontology annotation, cellular component: mitochondrial inner membrane. Bases 249 to 1613 code for a protein of 454 amino acids.
AGAGUGUCAAUCUUAACUCCUGCCUUUUGAUUGGAGAGCUGGACUGUCAAUUAUUCGUGCGCCGGCCGCUGUGACGCGCCGGGUGGGCUGAGGCGCGCGGCCGCUUGACGGUUGCUCUCUCCUCAGCCCCAGCCCGGGUGGUCGUUCCGUCGCGGGCCGGUCGGUUGGUCGUCUGGCGCGGCGGCCGCUCUGCCACCGGGAGCCGGGUGUCGGCGGAAGCGCCACAUGGGCGGGCUUUGGCGGACGACAUGGCUUAUUGCAACUAUUCCUUACUUACCUCUGUUGCCAGAUCAAGAGGAGGAAACUGUCUCAUGCAUUGCACUUUGUACCCGUCUAUGGUGGUUCUGCAUGUCCGUGGUUUACAUUCAAAUAGAUUAUAUCCCAGAGUUCAAGAACUUGGGAGGACUCAUCUCCUCUACUGCAAUCUACCUCACAAAUGUACCUCUGUAGUACCUAUCUGCAACUUCCACCUGUCAGGUCAAUGGCUUGAAGAAUGUAAAAGAUCAUCCCAUAAGCAUAUUAACAAACCAAGUCUUGAAAGACCAGGUUCACUUUCGCAAACAACUGAAAAGGAUGUGGUGAAAAAAUCUUGGAAACAAAAAGUCAUAAGUGACCUAAAACAUUACUACAAUGGAUUCCGAUUACUUUGGAUUGACAUAAAGGUAGCGACAAGGAUACUGUCAAGAUUACUGUAUGGAUUCCAGAUCAGCCGUAGAGAGAGGCGAAGGCUUCUGCGUACCUCUGUUGACCUCUUCCGUCUAGUUCCUUUCGUUAUCUUCCUGGUUGUGCCAUUUAUGGAGUUUUUGCUGCCUGUCUUUUUAAAGCUGUUUCCUGAAAUGUUGCCGUCUACAUUUGAGACAAAAUUGAGUCAGGAAGAAAAGCAGAAGAAGACUAUGGCAGCAAAACUUGAAAUUGCAAAAUUUCUCCAGGAAACCAUCGUAGAAAUGGCCAAAAGAAAUAAAACAAAAAGUGGAGCAGCUACUGAACAGUUUUCUUCCUACGUGCAGAAGGUGCGUCAUUCAGGGGAACAUCCAAGUACAAAGGACAUAGUGCGUUUCUCCAAACUCUUUGAAGAUGAAUUGACCCUGGAGCAUCUCAGCCGUCCUCAACUGGUAGCACUGUGCAGGCUUUUGGAAUUACAGCCCAUUGGUACAAACAACUUGCUUCGCUUCCAGCUGCAGAUGGAAUUAAGAUCCAUAAAAGCAGAUGAUGAAAUGAUUGCCAAAGAAGGUUGUGAAGUUUUGACUGUGUCAGAACUACAGACAGCAUGUAGAGCAAGGGGUAUGAGAUCAUUGGGAUUGACAGAAAAGCAGCUAAGGGAACAGCUCACUCAGUGGCUUGAGUUGCAUCUGAAGGAGAACGUGCCUCCGUCACUGCUGUUGUUGUCUCGUGCUAUGUAUCUGACUGAUAGCAAGCCAAAAUUUAAUGUGCACCAAGUGCCAAUAAUCCAGCUGGGAAUUACUAGUUCACUGAAAAAAGAGCCACCAACGAAAGAGAAAACUGAAGGACAAACUUUACCAAGCUCUGACAGAUCUGACCCGGCCAUGAAAGACAUCAAGGAUCAAGAGAUUAAAAAAUCCCAGAAAACCAAGGCCACUGUGAAUGGAUCAUGAUGAAUGUAGUUACUUGACGAUGCAAGGAUUUUGCAGCAUGGGGAAACUGUUAAAGGGACUUCAUUUCUAGUUGGGCAAUAACCCUAAUGAACAUGAAAGCGGGAUGGAAAUAUCUCCACGGCUAGCUCUCCCGUUUAAGAUGGGAUAUCACUCACAAAUCCUUUGUAUGAAAGCUGUGGCUGAACAGAAUCCAGCCCCGUCCGAUGUCCAAUAUGAAAAAAGGCAAAGUAAUCAUGAAUAAUAAUGUGUCUGUAAACUAAUGAUUUGUCUCAUAAAGCAAUGGCACUGGAACUAGGACAGGUAAAAUAAUCCCACUCCGUUUACCUGCACAAUGCAUAGAAAGUUCACAUUGCCAUGUAAAAACAUUACCUCUAGAACAUCUCAUGAAUUUCGAACAAGGACACAUUAGUGGGGGGUUACAAUCCAUGUCACAAUUUGCAGUGUGAUUUUUAAAAAUGUUAUCAUUUUAUGACACAUAAACUGACAUAUUUAUAUAUACUUGCUGCUGCCACCACUGGGAAUGGGACAAAUUCACACAAACCUUAUCCUAAUUGUAGCUGUUGUGUUUGCAGAUAAAAUGUGGCUCUUAACAUGUCUUUUAACAGGGAUUGAUGUUAUGCUAGUAGAGUGAAAAAGGAACUAAGCUGGUCACACUUGACAAAGAUGUUCCUUUUGCCAAGAUUGCCAAAUCCUCAGGUACCAUUUAUACCCAGGAAAGACAAUUUAUUGCAGAAUGCAUCAUCUUAAAUUACUUGUGUCUGGUGCUAAACAUGACUUUUGGUUAUGCUGUAUUCUUAGGCUUGUAGAAAUAUUGAAAAAAUAACAUAAGCUCAUCCUUUCUGAUAUGGAGGUGUACUGUUUUAUUAAUUCAUAACUAAAUACUUACCUUAUUUUGUGAAUCUGUCUGUUGCCUUGGGUGAUUAUUUGUUCAAAGUGGCGAUGAGCCAAAACACUGGUCUAUUGC